GCCAUCCUCAUCUUCGACUAUAUCCUCACGUUUGGCCGAGAGGUCCAUUUCUUCUGGAGCCGGCGCUUGUCAGGGUCAACAGUACUAUUCAUCCUGAAUCGCUAUCUUGCCCUUAUUCUCAAGACUUUCUCCUUCCUUGGAUAUCACAAAUUUACC
Messenger RNA from Epithele typhae, 156 nucleotides. RefSeq lists its product as uncharacterized. Lineage: Eukaryota; Fungi; Basidiomycota; Agaricomycetes; Polyporales; Epitheliaceae. The record is from RefSeq and is a predicted model, not a curated record. The transcript has a single exon. The annotation marks the transcript as partial.